GGACGGCGGGAUGGAGCCAAGAGCGGGGAGAAGAGGGGUCGGGGGCCGGAGCCGGAGCCGCAGGAGGCGGGGAAGAGGAGCCGAGCAGGUGAUGUUAGAUGCAGAGCCCAGCAGGACUGUGCGUCAGCCGAGGCAAGAACUUUCCACCUCCCGGAACAAACAUAGGGCACCAGUUUCCUGCCUGCCAUGGAGAGCCAAAGAACCACCAUCCUCCACGAGACAGUCAGCUAUGCCCCCCACCCCCUGCCAGCAAGGCAGUUUGAUCGGAACACCACGGAGCCGAUCAGCUUCUACCUGUCCAGCCUGGAGGAGCUGCUGGCAUGGAAACCCACCAGUGACGAUGACUUCAACGUUGCCACGAUGCCACUGGCUAACCGGGAACCUCCGCUCCACAGCAAAAGACCCCGCACGCUGGUGUGCCACGACAUGAAGAACGGGUACCUGGAGGACAGGUUCAUCCAGGGCUCGGCUUCGCGGGACCCCUACGUGUUCUACCACUGGCAGUACAUCGACAUCUUCGUGUACUUCAGCCACCACCCCGUGACCAUCCCCCCCGUCACCUGGACCAACGCUGCCCACAGGAACGGCGUCUCUGUGCUGGGGACGUUCAUCACGGAGUGGACGAGCGGGGGCCAGCUGUGUGAGGCGUUCCUGGCUGGGGAGGCAGCCGCGUACCAUGCCGUGGCUGUGCAGCUGGGCCGCAUCGCCCAUUUCUACCGCUUUGACGGCUGGCUGGUCAACAUCGAGAACACCCUGAGCGAGGCAGCCGCACGGAACCUGCCCCUCUUCCUGCGUGACCUGCGGGAGCAGCUGCGUCGGGACGUGCCCGGCGGGCUGGUGCUCUGGUACGACAGCGUCUUGCAGAGCGGGGAGCUGAAGUGGCAGAAUGAGCUGAAUGAGAAGAACAGGGUGUUCUUUGACGCCUGCGACGGCUUGUUCACGAACUACAACUGGAAGGAGGAGCACCUGGAGCGCAUGGGGGCGCAGGCCGGGGAGCGCCUGGCUGACGUCUACGUGGGCAUCGACGUCUUUGCCCGCGGGGAGGUCGUAGGCGGUGGCUUUGAGACAGACAAGGCUCUGCGCCUGAUCCGCAAGCACGGCUUUUCAGCUGCCAUCUUCGCCCCCGGCUGGGUCUAUGAGCACCUGGGGAAGGAGAACUUCCUGCAGAACGAGAACAGGUUCUGGGGUUUGCUGGCGGAGCUGCUGCCCACUCACAGCAUCAGCACUCUGCCCUUCAGCACCUGCUUCUGCCUGGGCAUGGGCACGGGGAGAUUCUCGGCUGGGCAGGAGGAAGAAGUCAGGCCUUGGUACAACCUGAGUGCCCAGGAGAUCCAGCCCCUCUUCACGGACCAGCAAGCGCCAGGAGGGGCAGGCAGCUGGCUGCGCACACGCUGCUCCCUGCAGGACGCCUGGAACGGGGGCAGCUGCCUGCUGAUCGAGGGGAUCAUCCCGCCUGAGGCAGGCCACGUGGCUGUCCGCCUUUUCUCUUUCCAGCUGCCAGCUCCCCCCAAGCUCUUCCUGUCUCUGCUGUACAAACUGGAGGAGAAGCUGCCCGAGGUGGCGGUCGCGCUGGAACUCACCACACGGGACUCUGGCUCCUGCCAUGUUGGCAACGUCACUGCCCUGCCGGGGCCGGUCACCCGACAUCAGCCUCAGCCCCUCCCCACCCUGCCCCCUCACCUCUCCGGGCGGCUCAGCGGCUGUGGACAGCAGAGCACGGCAGGUUGGAUGAGGCGGUGCUACAAACUGGAGCUGCGGGACUGCGCCCUGCACGAGCUGUCGCUGAUCCUGUCACGCCACCAGCCAGGCCUGCAAAGGAGGCGCUUCUCCUGCCGCCUUGGGGAGAUCCAGGUGCUGGAUGCUGACGGCCUGCACUCCUCGCUGCCCCCAGUGCCCAGCCUCCAGGCCUCCCAGGUGCUGUGGCACAAGGGCCCUGGCGCAGACCAGCUCUCCCUCAGCCUCACCUUGCACUGGUCCUACCCCCACAGCCAAGCCCGCUGCUUCCGGAUCCACUGCCAGGGCCGGGAGCUGCCCCAGCCAGCGCAGCUGCAGCUCCUCGGGGUGGCACACGCCACCCUGUACCGGGUGGUGGGCUUGGCAGUGCCAGAGGUGCCCCCCAAGGAGUCCUGCCGUGUGGAGUUCUUCGUGGAGCCGGUUCUGAACGAAGGGGUUGCCGUGGAUCGGUCCAGGUGGGGGCGGCUGGUUCUGGUCUAUUCCGACCCAGCCAGCACCAGCACCUAUUAAAUGUGACCUUUGGCACAGUGCCAGGGAUCUCAGCCUUCUAGCUGGGCAUUCCUGGGGGAGUGCAGGGCUGGCCUGGGGGGCUGCGGGCAGGAUGGAGGGGCAGCGGCAGAGCUGGGGGGUGCUCUGGACAGGAAUAGCAGAGAUCAUGGGUAGCCCCGACCAGGCCAGGACCCUGGUUCCUCUCCAAUCUUGUCCCAUUGGAAUGGCACCUUCUGCCCCGCACAGCCUGGGGUGAGCCACGGGGGGGCAGCAGAGUCCCCCGCUAGCCGCUGGGGAGCCCAGGGAGCUGGAGCUGCUGUGCAGCGAGGUGGGGCCCUGGGCGGGCCACUGUCCUGCACUGCUGCACUCACCUCCUGCUCCGUUCACACUGACUGCUCCUGGCACCUGCUGCUCAACCGUAGGGAUCCCUCUGUGGCCUGGCCCUGUGCUGCAGGCCUGGGCGCUCGUCCCACUCUUCCUGUGUGGGGUAGGAGGAGGGAGACUGCCCCUCGGCUGGUCAGGUGGCUACCAGGGCACGGCCCUGCAUGUAGAAAACACACAGCAGCCAGGGCUGCUGCCCCACCUUCCUGCUCCUUUGCACCCCCGGCCUGGUGGGUGUCCAGCGAGUCCUGGAAGAGCUCAGAGCCAGCAGUGGCUCUGGGUCCCUCAGCCCCCAAAGGCCCAGGCUUUCCCACACUUCAGUUCUCUGCGCGGCUGGACUCCAGGAAGGGCAGGGCCGAGCCUGCCGGGCAAGGCCUGCCCACAUUUUGGCACCUGAGGUGGAGCUCAUGCCCCUUUGCUUGGGCCAAAACUUUGAAAGGUCUCAAUUCUGCCUUCUUCCUGUUCUACUCCUCUCAUGGUGCUGCUCUGCUACCUACCCCAAGAAAGGAGAACUAGCAACUUAAAAUGGCUUGUUCCAAAAUUUUGGAACAACACUUAAUUUUCAAACGCCUGAACAGCAAAUGUAACUUUUCUUGUCUGCAUAGUAAACACUGGCAUUUGUAUCUGUCUGAAUAAUCAAAGUGCUGCUU
Messenger RNA from Mauremys reevesii (Reeves's turtle), 3254 nucleotides. RefSeq names its product endo-beta-N-acetylglucosaminidase (gene ENGASE). Gene Ontology annotation, cellular component: cytoplasm. Gene Ontology annotation, biological process: protein deglycosylation. Bases 187 to 2244 code for a protein of 685 amino acids. Lineage: Eukaryota; Metazoa; Chordata; Testudines; Geoemydidae. Gene Ontology annotation, molecular function: mannosyl-glycoprotein endo-beta-N-acetylglucosaminidase activity. The record is from RefSeq and is a predicted model, not a curated record. The transcript is spliced from 15 exons.